UCAGUAAGGAGUCUGUUGUUGGUUGAUGGCAGCUCCAUAAAAAUAAAUGAAAUACCUAUUCCAACGGAAAACUGAUAUUAAAAAAGUAUUUCCCUCCUUGAAACAUUUUCCACAAUGAUAAGAAAUAAAUAACCAAGAAAAAUCCUAGAGCUGAAGGAAAGGUUUAUAACACAGAUGCACAUCAAUCAGAAUUGUAGAGCUGAAAGAUUAAUUGAAUCUAGAGAACACAACCUAGUAACAACUUUCACGUGACCAGAAUUUCUAAUGACCGAAUUGACAAAUCUACAGAGUCGAUGUUAGGAGUGAAAUAGUGAAGCGACCGUUUCAGGCGCAUCUAUUCUAUUUGAGGGUCGGCAAUUCGGCCCACUUUGCUGGUCGACCUUGAUUCAUAAAAACAACAUAAGGUUGUUCCGCUCCGCUGUGUUAUUCCGCCUUUACUAAGCUGCCUGUAUAAUGAAUAAUCUAUGACUGCCCAACCAAUAAAAACAGAAUUCCCUAUUAUCCUAAUUGAAAAUGGGAUUCAUUAUGUAUUUCACCAAAACGAAAAACAACACUUCGCUUUCAAAUCAUUUUGAAGCCGAUGCUUUUACAUUCAACAAAUGGAAAAUUCCUACGAUUUUGUAUUCCAAACUAGUUGCUGAUGAAUGCUAAAUGUUUUCAGAGGAACAAUGUCUCACUAGUUUCUUUUUAUGCACGAUUGGAAGAUUCUUCAUCGGAAAAAGAAAGUUCAGUGUUAUCAUUGGAGCAGGUGCUUUUUUUUGUUAUUGAUGCUUUUUCAGUAGGGACGCUUUGCUUCAGGCGCCAAAAUUACUUGCGCCGGCCCUGCAAAUCCCAAUAGACUAACCCAUCAUUUUAUGAGUACAUUUCGAAAAUUAUUCAACUAAUCAAUUUCGAAAUUUACUGUUAGGUUCUGAAAAUUAUUUUUAUUUGAUGAUAAAAAUAUCUAAUCAUAUUUUGCUGUAGGUACCUGAACUAUUUACUAUAUAUCUGUUAUAGGACUGAGUAAUUAUACAAAUAACUCUACCUACAUUCGCCAUAUACAUACUUUGUCAUAAUGUUAUACAUUGUGAGAAUUUUAGAUUCUUAAAAUCAUUAAACCUUGACUCAAAAUUAAUUAAUAAUUCUUAUUCUCAUGUCGUCCAUUGAAUUUUUUUUACGUUUGGUCAUAAUUCAAAUGAUGAGACUUAUAAUUAAGCAAAAAUAAUAAAUAACGGUGCUUAAAAUUGAUAUAUGAGGUGAGACUUUUUUCUAUUUUAUAGUCAAUUCUCUUGAAUAUUCGAUUUAAUACCUAUAUACGAUAAAUUAGAUUAAUUGUUUGAAUGUUUGAAUUAUUUUUGUGAUAUGAUGAAACUCUUCAACAUUGAAUGGGCUCCUUUACAACUUCCCUUAAAGAGGAGAUUGCAAACAUUGGCCAUUGCUGCUAUCAUAUACGUAUAUGCCUUCUUUAUUUUUGUAAUGCCUAGUGUAUUGUACUACCUGAUCUUUUAUUCGAAACUGUGGUGGCUCUGCAUCAUUUACCUGGUUUGGAGUUUCUUCAUCGACACUGACAGAAGUUCAGACAGAACAUCUAAAUGGUACAGAAACUGCAGUUGGUUCAAAUACUCAAGAGAUUAUUUUCCUAUAAAGUUGAAUAGAAUUUUUGUCAACGAACUCGACUCGAAACGGAAUUAUCUCUUCUGCUGUUUUCCUCAUGGAUUUUUAGGUUUUGGACCCCUAUUGAGUCUUACAACUAAUACUGAAGGCACCCGUAAAUAUUUUCCGUUUCACUCUAUUUACACUCAUACUUUAACAAUAAACUUUUAUAUUCCAAUAUUCAGAGAAUUAGCAAUUAUGCUAGGUCUCGUUCCUACCUCUAAGGAAUGCUUGGAUCAAAAAAUGGGAAAACCUGGCGGAGGAAACAUUUCUGUUUUGAUCGUUGGGGGAGCAGAAGAAGCUUUCCACUGCAAUCCUGGAGUACACAGUAUUGUCUUGAAGAAUAGGAAAGGUUUCAUUAAGGUAGCUCUGAGGAAUGGAUGUCCUCUGGUUCCUGUAUAUAGUUUUGGUGAAAACGAGGUAUAUGGGCAAUAUGAAUUCGAAGAAGGCUCAAUCAUAAGAAAACUACAACGAAAGUUGAAGGAAUUGACAGGUGUUGCAUUUGUCCUCUGCAAAGGAAGAGGUUUUUUUCAAUAUUCAUUUGGAAUUGUACCUUAUAGACGUCCGAUCAAUGUUGUUGUUGGCGAACCCAUAGAUGUCCAGAAAACAGAAAAUCCAACUAAAGAACAGAUCGAUGAUUUGCAUCAACUUUUUGAAAAGAAACUAGUGGAACUAUUCGAGAGUCAAAAGAAAUAUUAUUUGGACAAUCAUGAAACGGCUCGUUUAGUAAUUUGUUAAUGUUCAUCUUUAUAUACAGCAGUUAUGGUUCAGCAAUGAAUCUGUUCAUAUAAUAAUUAGGUUAUUCCAUCUGUCAGUAUAAUCAACAGGAUGUAUAUAAACUUAUUGCUGUUUGAUAGAAAAGCUAUCAAUUAUGUUGUCUUUUUCAUUAGCUCAUUAUGCAAUAACUCCAAAACUCAUGAAGCCAUAGAUUUCAAUAAAGAUGAAAAUGGAUUCAAAAGUUUUCAAGUUACCAAGGUAAAAUUGUAGAUUUUCACAUGAAAGGCGUAUGGCUUUCUGGUGUAUAUCACGCACCAUUUUGAGAAAAAUCAGGGAUAUCUCCAACGCACGUCCUUUUCGGUUAAAGAUCUAUAGUAACUUUCCGUUAUAUUUCGAAAUAUAUAUAAUUAUAUUCGUGAAAUAAAUUAUAACUUCAGAGUAAUAAUCAGAGAUAGAGGGGACAUAUGUCAUUUUCAGUAAAUGAAUUUCGAAUCCAAAACACGUGAUGGUGUUGGCACAUUAUAUAUCGAGCCUGUCGACUCAAGUUCAAUUACCAAAUUCUUAAUAGCGGCCUCAGAAGAAUGAUUAUGUUGACUGAAAUUAUAUAUUUUUAUAGUGAAUUUUUUUAUUUGAAUUCGAGUGAAAUUGAAUUAAUUGUAACAAUUGCUCGAGAUUUCCCUAUAGAUAUGUCAGAAAACGAAAUGUCAUAUAGUUCCGUUGUGAAAAACGAAGUUCUUCAAUCCUUUAUGAAUAUGAAUAUGGAUAUGGAUGAUAUACAGGAUACAGGGUAUUUGAUCAUAUACUGGACAAACAUAUAUAAGUAUAACCAGGCGAAUUUUUUUGCCUUAUGACAUACUUACCUUGUUUCCAAACCAUAAGCGAGAUACAGGGUGUUCAAUCAUUCAUUGAGUGUGGUCAGUUAUGUAUAACCUUUGAAGAUAAGAUUUCUGUUCACAUUAUGGCUCAAUAAAAUUGUUUUUUUGUAAAUU
This is a messenger RNA of Harmonia axyridis, 3338 nucleotides long. RefSeq names its product 2-acylglycerol O-acyltransferase 1-like. The record is from RefSeq and is a predicted model, not a curated record. The coding region runs from base 1342 to 2370 and encodes 342 amino acids. Gene Ontology annotation, molecular function: diacylglycerol O-acyltransferase activity. Lineage: Eukaryota; Metazoa; Arthropoda; Insecta; Coleoptera; Coccinellidae. The transcript has 3 exons. Gene Ontology annotation, biological process: triglyceride biosynthetic process. Gene Ontology annotation, cellular component: endoplasmic reticulum membrane.